Molecule: messenger RNA, 1207 nt
Organism: Theobroma umbraticum
Lineage: Eukaryota; Viridiplantae; Streptophyta; Magnoliopsida; Malvales; Malvaceae
Gene: RAB6A
Product: Ras-related small GTP-binding family protein
Molecular function (GO): GTP binding; GTPase activity
Source: RefSeq, a predicted model, not a curated record
AAAAUUUUGUUCGUGGAAAUUGAUUCAAAUCAUUUUCGCGUCUCUCUUUCUUUCUCUCUCCCCAAAUAUAAAUAAACUCUGAAAAUUAAUCACCUAAAAAAAAGAAAAAGAGAGAGAUAGAGGGGUGGGCUAGGGAUCUCGAUCUCAAUUUCGAUCUCUCCGGCGACGCCGUCGACUUGUUUCCGGUGAGAUCUCGAUAUCGGAUCCGAUCUCGACCCGAUCCGUAGUAAUCUCCUUACUUAGAUCCGAAUAACCAUGGCUCCAGUUUCGGCUCUGGCCAAGUACAAGCUGGUUUUCUUGGGGGAUCAGUCUGUCGGGAAGACCAGCAUCAUCACUCGCUUCAUGUACGAUAAAUUCGAUAACACCUAUCAGGCGACCAUUGGUAUUGACUUUCUAUCAAAAACAAUGUACCUCGAAGAUCGAACAGUUCGAUUGCAGCUCUGGGAUACUGCAGGGCAGGAAAGAUUCAGGAGUCUUAUUCCAAGUUACAUUAGGGAUUCCUCUGUGGCAGUCAUUGUGUAUGAUGUUGCAAGUAGGCAGUCCUUCCUAAAUACUUCGAAGUGGAUUGAAGAGGUGCGUACUGAACGGGGUAGUGAUGUUAUCAUUGUGCUUGUUGGGAACAAAACAGAUCUUGUGGACAAAAGGCAAGUCUCAAUAGAGGAAGGGGAAGCCAAGGCUCGUGACCUUAAUGUUAUGUUUAUUGAAACUAGUGCCAAGGCUGGCUUCAAUAUCAAGGCUCUAUUUCGGAAGAUUGCAGCUGCCUUACCUGGAAUGGAAACACUUUCUUCAACGAAGCAAGAAGACAUGGUUGAUGUCAAUCUGAAGUCUACCAACGCAAAUGCAUCUCAGUCGCAGCAACAGUCUGGAGGAUGUGCCUGCUGAUAACGCGCAUCAAUGAUCAGAGCUCCGGCUUUUCGACCUUUCUUUUGUGCUUCUGUGAUCCUACAAAGUGUUUGUAAAAAAAAUCUGUCCUCCCCCUUUUUUUUGUAGCAUUGGGCUUUUGGGUUGGGUCAUCAAAUGUUGGAAGGAUAUAACUGUUGAGAGAGGAGACUUGUUUAUGGUAGUUAGGCUAGUCCUAACCUGUCCUAUAUAUUUGUAAGGUUCUUGUGAACUCAGACAAUUGUGCCAAUUUUACUGUUUAGUCAUAUAUUCAGUUUGGGUUUUUUGUUAAAUAAAUAGUGGAUUGAAAUGCUCUUUGACUUUGUAA